Verruconis gallopava is the source of this 1829-nucleotide messenger RNA. RefSeq lists its product as uncharacterized. The coding region runs from base 135 to 1436 and encodes 433 amino acids. The transcript has 2 exons. NCBI's taxonomy places the organism in Eukaryota, Fungi, Ascomycota, Dothideomycetes, Venturiales, Sympoventuriaceae. The record is from RefSeq and is a predicted model, not a curated record.
CUUACCUUAUCCAUCACAUUUUCUCAUCUGUAUUUCGUUCUCUUCUCUUCGCCGGGUACAUCGUCUUUCACUUCACUCUAGUCGUCUAAUAGCUAAUUGCAUCUUGCAUUUUCCUGAUCGUUGGCGCACAUACGAUGUCUCGGAGCACGAUAAUACCUACAUUCUUUAGAUCUUCGCUACUUUCAAGAAGACACUGCGCAAGUGUGCUACGCCCUCCAAACCUCCUAGGAUCGAUUUCCCGCGUGUACGAGCCGAGCGCAGCUGCUGGUCGGAUUGGCAUACACCCAAACUUGUCGCAUCUUUCACUUCCUGCGUUCGCACUUCGAGCUUUCUCAACCAGUCCUGCAAAAAAUUCAACACCCGCACCAUUCACAUACUCGAUCUCCGCAUCAUACUCAGACAAGAGGCAAAAUUUAGACCUUUCACGAAACAUUUUCUCGUUUGACCCAAGCUCAAGAAAAUCAAGCGCAUCUGCUCAUGCGGAGGCCGAGGAGCCUAGACCCCGGGUUCAAAGCGGCCAGGACGCUUUCUUCAUAAGUUCAAUCGGUGAGACAAACAACGUGGCUUUUGGUGUAGUAGACGGUGUGGGCGGCUGGGAAGAGUCUGGUGUCGACCCUGCCGAUUUUGCCCACUCGUUGUGCGAUUACAUGGCAGACGCAGCGCUACGUUAUCCACAUGGCUUCGACAAGGUUUCAAGAGGCCAGCUACUACAGCCGGUAGACCUACUAGACAUUGGCUAUGACCAAGUCAUGGCGGAUCCAGCCAUUCCUGCAGGAGGUUGCACUGCGUGCAUAGCGACAGCAUCGUCGAAUGGUCUCCUCAACGUUGCAAACCUCGGAGACUCGGGAUAUAUACAUCUUUCGCCCUUUCGGCUCAACUUCCUUUCCCCUGCGCAAACUCACCGCUUCAACACCCCAUUCCAGCUGUCCAAAUUGCCUAAGAAGAUGCUUGAGCAGGUCGCAUUGUUUGGUGGUGCAAAGCCAUACUCAGAAGUUCCGUCCGAUUCGGCACUCACGCAACAAACCCUCGAACAUGGCGAUGUGCUUGUAUUUGCGACUGAUGGCGUGUGGGACAACCUUUCUGCAGAGGACGCAUUGCGUCUAGUUACCCGCAUAAUGGUGCAAUUAAAGGCGUGGGUUCUCCCUGAAGAGGGAGCGCCAGGCGUGAGCCCAGACUUUGUGGACAUUGUGCGAAAUGCUACGCUUAAGGUUCCGGCCAGCCCUGGCAGUGCAAGCGCUGAUGCUAGUGUGAAGGGAUUGAGCGCGGUAUUGGCAACUGCAAUCACACACGAGGCGAAGGCAGCGAGCUUAGAUACGAAGCGCGACGGGCCAUUCGCGAAGGAGGUUCAGAGGCUCUAUCCAGACGAAAACUGGAAAGGAGGAAAGGCGGACGACAUAUGUACUAUCGUGGCCGUGGUGACGCAAGAAGGAAGGUGAAUACGGCUUGUUUCAAAAAAGAGGAAAAACCUUCUCAUUAGGCCGUGAUGCUCGGGUUGUUGGUUGAUUGGCAUACAUACAUACGUACAUACAUAUACACGUUAGACGGGCAACAGCUUCGUAACUUGGCGGGAAAGAGCGUGGUGUUUGGACAGAGUACGGAGUUUUUCUUCAGCAGCUCUUUGCUGAGCUUGUACAUCAUGUAUUGGCUUGUGUCGGCUGGGGGGACCAGGGUUUGCUGCAGCGUCAGGAUGCUUGCGACUCGUGGUAUUCUUACGCUACGAUCAUUCGAGUACUGAUUUGCUUACGCGGAACCAAUAUGUCGGGUAUCAAUCGUCCCUAUUUCGUACCUCCGGCGGUCAAUAGUACGAAUUGAAAUGGCUUGCCGUGAAA